ACGGUACAAUUAGUUACACAGCGCUUCGUCGGCAUAAUCACACGUUCUUGAUCACAGCCCAGUCAAUCAGGUAUUACUAUAAAUCGCCAAACCACUUCAUGAAGCUGGAGUUUGAUGGACGACUGAACAUCUAUGAUUGGAAUGCUGGUGGGAGUGAAUGGGUGCCUGAGGAGCUUGCGAAUGAACACUCGGAUCAAUGUCUAUAUCCCCUAGUUUGUGGCACCUUGGGUGUUUGCAAGAACGGACAGUGCAGUUGCCCACUCCCUCCUGGUGACAAAACCGAGUACUUCAAGCCCUCUGAUGCUCAACUGCCAAAUUUGGGGUGCGAGGAAGUAACUCCAGUCUCCUGCAAUGAACCUACUCCCAGCAGUUUAGUAUAUUUUCGAAACUAUUCUUAUUUCGCUUAUGUCGACUCCAGUGCAGCAGUAGGUAACAUAAUAAAUGUUAACGCAUGCCUUGAAGCUUGUUCGAACAACUGCUCCUGUAAAGCCGUCUUCUACAAUUCUCAGAAUGAAAAUAGCAGCGGUAACUGCUACUUAUUAGAGCAAGUUUUCUCAAUUAGGGUGGACACCUUACCUGAAAGGACCUAUAUUUCCAAGGCAUUUUUUAAAGUGCCAAAGACAUUUCAGCCUCAAGCUCCACCUGAGUCGCAAGGUGGAGGAGAACAGGGUAAGAAAUACAAGAUUGCCAGGUCCAUCAUCGGAAUUGCAGUUGCAUUGUUGGCAGUCGCCGUUUUCCUUGCCGGAACUAUUAUGUUUCUACUUAGAAGAAGAAGGGAAGAAGAAGAGGAUGAAGAGGAAGAUGAAUUGGAGCAAGUGCCUGGAAUGGCACCUAGGAGAUUUUCUUAUGAAGAAUUGAAGAUGGCCACCGAGGAUUUUCAGACGAUUCUUGGCCAGGGAGGGUUCGGUUCUGUUUUCAUGGGAAUCCUGAAUGAUGGGACGCGUAUUGCAGUGAAGAGGUUGGACAACGUAGGGCAGGGGAUGAAGGAGUUUGUAGCAGAGGUUCAAACAAUUGGUAGCAUUCAUCACUGGAAUCUGGUAAGACUGGUAGGUUUCUGUGCCAGGAAAUUACACAGGCUUCUAGUUUACGAGUACAUGUCUAAUGGCUCUUUGGAUAGGUGGAUCUUCCAUGAAAAUGAUAACCCAAAACUUGACUGGAAAACUAGGCAGAACGUCAUAAUCGGCACGUCUAAGGGAUUGUGCUAUCUUCAUGAAGAGUGCAGCCAGAGAAUUGCGCACUUUGACAUCAAACCGCAGAACAUACUCCUGGAUGAAAAUUACAACGCUAAGAUUUCAGAUUUUGGCUUGUCUAAGCUGAUCAGCAGAGAUGAGAGCCAAGUGGUAACCACCAUGAGGGGAACACCUGGUUACCUUGCACCGGAGUGGUUGAGUGCAAGCAUCUCAGAGAAAGCCGAUGUUUACAGCUUCGGAGUAGUGGUCAUGGAAGUUGUCUGUGGAAGAAGGAACCUGGAUUUUUCUCAGCCUGAAGGAAGCAGAUACUUACUAAAACAGCUGCAAUCCUUGGCACCAGAGAACCAGCUGUUGGAUCUUGUUGAUAUGACGGAUGAAGAAAGAGCAUGCUAUGGAGAAGAAGCAGUGAGAGUAAUGAGGAUUGCAAUGUGGUGCUUGCAGAAUGAUGACACCAGGAGGCCUCGAAUGUCUUCAGUUGUGAAGGCUUUGGAGGGAACCAUGGAAUUGGAUGGCGACAUUGAGCUUGGUCUUUUCCAUGCAACGGUGCCUCAAUUAGUAUCACAAACAGAAAGUGAAUCCCAAUCUCUUUUAGUUUCAGCCCCUAGGUGAACGCUUGUCCUCACUUCCAUGGUCCUGAACACCAACACUUGGCUAUUGUUUUGAAGUACGUUUGACGCAAUCCUUUUUCUUCCAU
Molecule: messenger RNA, 1884 nt
Organism: Nymphaea colorata (pocket water lily)
Lineage: Eukaryota; Viridiplantae; Streptophyta; Magnoliopsida; Nymphaeales; Nymphaeaceae
Product: G-type lectin S-receptor-like serine/threonine-protein kinase SD2-5
Exons: 1
Coding region: 99-1799 (566 amino acids)
Biological process (GO): protein phosphorylation
Molecular function (GO): ATP binding; protein kinase activity
Source: RefSeq, a predicted model, not a curated record